Molecule: messenger RNA, 803 nt
Organism: Colletotrichum acutatum
Lineage: Eukaryota; Fungi; Ascomycota; Sordariomycetes; Glomerellales; Glomerellaceae
Exons: 4
Coding region: 94-390 (98 amino acids)
Source: RefSeq, a predicted model, not a curated record
CGUCCAAGGGCAAAAGCUCAAUAUCGAGUCGAGGCGGGAAAGCGAUUGCCAUCACCACACUAUCCAACCCCUCAUAUUGAAAAUACAGUCAAAAUGGGAGGCGGUCCUAAGGUUCCCUACCCCAAGCACGUCUGGUCGCCGGCCGGUGGUUGGUACGCCCAGCCUGCGAACUGGAAGCGUAACACCGCCGUCAUCGGUGCCGUCAUGGCCGGUGUCGUUGCCGUUAUCUGGAAGAUCAGCGCCGAGAAGGAGGUGCGCUACGUGAUGCCUCAGGAGGGCCGAUUCUUCCCCAGCAGAUACUGGUCGAAGCAAUUGAUCGAGUACGACAGAGAACAGGCCGCGAGGAAGGCCAAGGAUACGACGCAGGCGGAGGCGAUUCAGAACUCAUAAACGACGACUCGGACGGUCGGAAAACUUUGUACAAUGUAAAUACGGUACCCCAGGAAUUGAGCGCCGCGCGGUAGCGGUAGUUGCGAACACUGGACGGCCCCGCGAUGGAUUGCUCGCUCAGUGAUACAUGGAUUGUGUUGUUCAGUGAACCCUUAAGAAACAGAUUGAAACGGCGGCGUCCGACCUUUGCCGAUUCAAUAAGCUCAAUUGCUAGGAGCCCGCGGCCUUGACCAGAGCCUUCGGUUUUGCCCAGCAGGAGAACGACGAAUCUCACCAUUGAAUGGUUGAGAAGCAGAUCUCGAGAAUGCAGAAUCGCCUAUGCUCACCUCGAUAUUCCCGGUCAUCAACUAUGAGAUACUCACCUAGAAACGCGAGCAUGCCUCAAAGCGCCGAGCCGUGAGCAGUGACAGCAU